UCUUUGCACACCAACAUGGCGGCGGUUGCUACUGUAAUCAGGGCAGAAACAACAGGUUCUGUAGCCUCAAGCUUUGAGCAAAUUCUUCCCAAGACAAAGGAAAAACAAAAGGAAAAGGUUAAAGACACGUCAGAUCCUCUCAAAGUCUUAGAUCCCGAGAGAAAAAAACUCACAUCAGUCGAAGCUCAACGUGUGAUAGCCGUUGUUGAUGACUCGAUCAAGAGAUUGGAAUUGGUGUCCCUGUUGCCAUACAUCAUCGAAAACUUGAACCGUUUCUCGGUCAUUCUUGGAUCUGAUCUGGUGCAGGUUUUGGAGGAACAUGAUCGCAUUCAGUCGUCUUACCAAAAAGCUAUUUCAAAAUUCUCACUUGACCAAAGGCGAAGUCGAUCGGCCACCCCAACGGCAUCGAUCGUUUCAUCGCGUCGCUCCAGUGAAGCUUCGCAAGCUGUAUCAGAGAACGAACAGGGAAUACCUAGCACAUCAGGUGCUUUGCCGGAGAGCAGGGCAAGUUCUGCCGGCAGCAGGCAAUCCUUCACCCAGAAACCAAGUCAACUGAGCCUGCUUCCUACCAGCGACGAUCAAAGUGUGGACCUCAAAGUUGUCAAUGCCCUGAGCACCCAGAUGAAGUAUUCUGUUAAAACAAUUCUCAGGUUGUUUGCCUCAAAUCCAGCCGCCGUAAAUGCACUUAAAGAUCUGAGGAACGAACGAUCGGUGGAAGGGAAUAAAAUAAUCGACGAAAUGACCACAUUGAGGGCGGUCCUAUUUGAGCGAUUAUUGACAACGCCAAGCGAGGAAAAAGAGAGAAGACAGUAUUUGAAACAGAUUGUCGCUAGAGAGAUGAAAUCCAGUGAGACAGGCAGAAAACUUCAGGAUGAACUGAAAAGAGCCAUUGAUGAUAAAGAAAAUGAGAUUUCCAAGAGGAAUGACAUCAUUCUUAGACUGAAAAAUGACAUCUAUAAUGUGGAGAAGAAUGCAGAGGAGCAAAAUCGUAGGGUCAUUACUGAGGCAGCCAAGCAAGAUGCAUCAGAAAUGAAGAAUUCUGAUAGUAAGAAAAGCAAACUACAACAGGAAAGUAUUGAGUUAAAAAAGAAGCUUGAAAGUGACACACUCACUCACAGAGAGAGUGAACUGGCAUUGAGAAAGCGAAAGUACAAGAUCGAAACUGAAGUUGAGAACUGGAUACAGAAGUAUGAUACAGAUAUGGGAGAAAGACAAGAUGAAUUUGAUGCCCUAGACACAAUUUACACGGAGGAGAAAAGGCAGCUAAAUGAACUCGAGGAGCGUUUCAAGACCUUGGAGAAAGAGUACGUGGAAAUCGUGGAGGCGAGGAGAAUUGCAAAGGAGAAGGCCGAAGCCGCUGAAAGAGAGCUGAAUUUGAAAAUACGAGCAGCGAGAUUGAUACAGUCUCUGUGGCGAGCGCAUAAAGCCAGAAAACAGCUCAACAAGAAGAAAAAGGGAAAGAAAGGGAAAAAGGGAAAGAAAAGUGGUGGAAAGAAGAAGAAAAGAUAAACUUCGAUUUAAAAUAACGGUUAAAUCAAGCCACGGCGAUUCAUGUCGUUCAUGUCACAUCGAAUGUCGACUCGACAGCCAUCCACUGUUUGGGAAGUGAGUCCAUACUCCUCCCUAAAGAUUUUUUUUUCCCGUGAGGGACGAAAACUGAACUCAAGAGGGUGACGGAAAUUGAGCUUACUCCGCAUGCCUGGAAACUGCUUUUUUAGUUACAUUAGUUUGGUAAGGGUAAGCAAGCAGUGAGCGGUUUAAUUUUCGUUUUGCUUGGGCUCUCAAGCGCGGGACAUAGCCAACGUCUUUGUGUCUACUUCUUCUUUUUUGCUAGUAUUUCGUUGUGAAAGAGGACGAACUGUUAUUUCGAUGUCUGAACUUUGGCGUAAGACAGUUGAAUGGAAUGAACGCUUGGAACAUCCGCAAUAAGAAUAUGUUGAGCUCGUUAACUUAAAGAACUUAAGUGUAGAUAGUGUAAAUAUGUAAGAAGGAAGGAAAAUUUUGUGGAAACAAAACACCGCACUUUUGGACACUUUUUUGUCAGAAGAAACCACCUUGGUUUGUAGUGCUGCAUUUGAAACUAAUGAAUCGUCAUUUUGUUGAUAGGGUCACUGAAAUAAAUUUUCAUCGAAACCUCAUGUCUUGCGCCCAACAGCGCUGAGAAGAAAACAGUAAUCAAACAGAAGAGUCGCUUUGGCUAAGACAGUGAGUUAGCUCAUUAGUAAAUAAGAGUGCCCACUAACAGUUGUCUAGAAUUCGUUGAAUUCCAUAAACGUCCUCUGACUCCUUCCUGAGUUAUACAUUGAAUAACUCCUCGUACCAGGGUAGGUCAAAUAGGAAUAAAGAAUGUUUUUACGGAG
Messenger RNA from Stylophora pistillata, 2360 nucleotides. RefSeq names its product dynein regulatory complex subunit 10. NCBI's taxonomy places the organism in Eukaryota, Metazoa, Cnidaria, Anthozoa, Scleractinia, Pocilloporidae. The record is from RefSeq and is a predicted model, not a curated record.